UGGUAGCUUUCAACAAGUGUUCCGUGCCAACGGAUAGGCCUGCUCUCAUAGUUUGCUCAUGCAAAAACUGAAAACUUAGUUUGUUCUACUUCAAAGAGCUAAAAGCUAGACUAAAGACUAUCUUCGGAGCUAUGGCUCUACUCAGUGCGACUGUAUCCAUUUUACUUCUUUAUGUCAGCAUCACCAAUGGACAAAACACUGGUGUGAGGGUGGUGUUUGACUCGGUGACCCCAAACUCGUACACAGUGAUAGAAAAUGCUGAGGAACUGAUGGUGUGCAUCAGAGUGGAGGGAACCAUCAAUCAACAGUUCUCUGUCACCCUCAACACGUUUAGCGCUGGAAGUGCCAUUGCAGGUGGUGUUGACUAUACUGACACCACGGCAACACACACGUUCAUCCCAUUCUCCACCCUUACCCGCUGCACGACCAUUACUAUUAAUGAUGACAACAUACUCGAGGGAACUGAGUUCUUUUUUAUCUCUGUCUCCUCUGACGAUUCCUCAGUUGAAAUUCCUCCGCUGGCAACUGUUUCCAUCACAAAUGAUGACACCGUGGUGAUUGGUUUUAACCAGACGAGCUACUCUACAAUAGAGGGGAUCCCAGGCAAGAUGUGUGUGGUCAUUGUCAGUGGGUCUAUUGCGAGGAGUGUGUCAUUCAUUGUGACACAGACAGGAGGAACUGCUUCAGGUGAUGACUACAUACCAGGACCUCUUACUGGUAGCAUCACGGUAGCCGAUGAGCCAGUGUGUGUGAACCUUCCCCUCAACAAUGACAGCAUUGUAGAGGACACAGAGACAGUCUUGCUCACUGUGAACAGUGCGGACUCACCAACAACAGCCACCACCACACUGAACAUUCUCGAUGACGAUGGUGUGACUGUACAACUGGCCUCGACUCAGUUGAGUGUAGUUGAGGGAAACAGUGGAACCUCUUCUCUUUCACUCUGUGUCCUUCUGACUAACGUACAGAAUAACUUGGAUAGGGACGUGACCCUACUGAUGAACACACAGCCAUCAUCAGCAGAUACGAGUGAUUUUGUCUCUCUUGUGGAUCAACCCCUCACUAUUCCCAUGACAACAGGCCUCUUUGAAAAUGUUUGCUUUCAAUUAGCUGUAAACGGAGAUACAGUUUGUGAGCAGAGUGAGUUGUACUCGGUCAGUGUGACCCCUAUGAACCCUCUGGACAUGGUGACGGGGCUAGCCGAGGUUGAUAUUACAAUUCUGGAUGAUGGAGAUUCUAUUGAAGACUGUGGUCCGCUGUCUGUUGCCAGUGGCACAGUCCAGUACACUGCCACUACCCGCGGCUCGGUUUCCACCUAUACCUGCGCGCCAGGAUUCAUUCUGGAGGGGGUGGAGUCUCGGACCUGUGAGGCCACGGGAUCAUUGUGUUUAGGACUGUGGUCAGGGAGUCCCCCCACCUGCAGAUUGGCUAACUGUGGACUCCUCCCUUCUCUAAGCAAUGGGGAAGUUAGUUUUUCAGCGACCACUUUCAACUCGGUAGCUUCCUACACUUGUGACUUGGGUUACAUCCUUAUUGGAGAAACCAGUCGCAUGUGUCAGCUGGACGAACAAUGGUCUGGUGAUGCACCCACUUGUGACGUUGUACAAUGCCCUUCGAUCUCAGCCCCUGACAAUGGAGGUCUAAUCUUUACCAACGGCUUUAUCUUCAGCUCUCUGGCUAGAUACAGCUGUGAGGGAGGCUACGAUAUCAGUGGAGCAAGCAUCCGGAUCUGUAGAUCUACUGGACUUUGGAGUGCCAUUGCACCCACAUGUCAACCUGUUGACUGCAUGGGACUCAAUAAUCCGGCCAAUGGGAUGGUAGCUCUGUCCGGUACCACUUUCACACACACGGCCACGUACUCAUGCCUCAGUGGGUUUGCUCUGAUUGGGCAGGAUACUAGACAGUGUCUGGCAACUCGGCUGUGGUCUGGAGAGGAACCAACGUGUGUCGUUGAGUGUGGUGACCUUCCUAUCCCAAGCAACGGUGCUGUGAGUUACAGCGACACCACCCUCAUCAACUCCGUAGCAACCUUCACCUGUAGCGAGGGUUACAUAGUGACUGGAGACUCCACCCGAACCUGCCUACUCACUGGGAUGUGGUCUGGCAUCCAGCCAUCUUGUGAACCUGUUGAUUGUCCAUCUCUAUCGGAUCCCCUCAAUGGACAGGUCCACCUCACCACCACCACUCUGAGCUCCAUAGCCAGCUAUUCUUGUGACCAGGGUUUUGCUCCCAGCUCAACAGAGGAUCGGCUCUGCCAGACUACUGGACAGUGGUCUGGUUCACCACCAGUGUGUACAAGAGUAGACUGUGGUCCUCUUGCUGACCCUCAGUUUGGUUUCGUCACCCUGACUCCUGGUACUGACUUUGGGUCUGUUGCCGCCUAUGCCUGCAAUACUGGCUACGAGCCAAGUAGUACCACAGACCGGACUUGUCUCGGGUCGGGGGUGUGGUCUGGAGACAUGCCCACCUGCUCACUUAUUGACUGUGGAACACCUAGCUCCUUAAACAAUGGCGGACAAGUCACAGUCUCCCUCACCACCUUCGGCUCAUUAUCAGUGUACACUUGCCUCUCUGGCUAUGUUCUCAGUGCUCCGUCCUCAAUCCGUUCCUGUAUGGAGAAUGGGAACUGGUCAGGAUUGGAUCCAACCUGUGAUCCUGUUGACUGUGGUCCCCGGGCUAGUCCCAUCAACGGUCAGGUAGAGAUCACCCCCUCGACAACCUUCACCUCCACGGCAACUUACAGCUGCACCAACGGCUAUGAUCUCGUCGGAAUAACGGAGAGAGUGUGUGAGGCUGAUGGUGAUUGGUCGCUGCAGGGGUCACCUGACCCUGUCUGCAAUCCUGUUGACUGCGGUCAGCUGACGUCGCCUAGUAACGGUUUGGUCACUGUUUCAGUCACCACUUUCCUUUCCGAAGCUAUGUAUUCGUGCAGCAAUGGUUAUAUUUUGAUGGGUGUCGUCUCAAGAACAUGCACGGCUGAUAGAAACUGGUCUGAUGCUGAACCAACUUGUGAACCUGUAGUGUGUCCCAGCCUGAGCAACCCAGCCAAUGGUGUUGUUGAUCUCAGCCAGGGCACCAGUCUAAAUGCAGUGGCCACUUACUCCUGUAAUGUUGGUUACAGACUGGAGGGAACAGGACAACGAACCUGUGGUCCCGAGGGGGGGUGGUCUGACACUCAACCUGUGUGUGAAGAGGUGACUUGCCCUGAUGAUCGAGUGGACCCGAUCAAUGGGGCUAUUCAGAUUAUGACAGGACUAAAUUUUGGCUCCCUCGUCACCUACCUGUGUGACCCGACUUAUGCCCUCAUUGGUACUUCCACCCAGACAUGUGCGGCCAAUGGACUUUGGACCGACGAACCACCCACAUGCCAGAUGAUCGGUUGCCCCGACAGAGCUAACCCAAUCAAUGGGACAUCUAUUCGGUUAACGGCCAAUGUUGUCCAGUUCUCAUGUGAUCGUGGAUUCACUCUGAGUGACUCCAUCCUUGCGUUUAGUCAGUGUGAACCAACAACUGGGUUGUGGUCAGGCCCAGUGCCCAGCUGCAUUAUUGAGGACUGUGGACCACCCCCUGCUAUCUCUGAUGGUACAGUGGACUCUACUGGCACAGUCUAUCUCUCUGAGGCUGCUUAUAGUUGUGAGACAGGAUUCAGAGUACAACCUCUGGCCAGCUCUGUGAGAGUGUGUGAGGUGGGAGGGGUGUGGUCAGGAGAGAAUGGAGCAUGUCAACCUGUAGAUUGUGGUUCAUUGAGUAAUCCGACCAAUGGCAUGGUGAGCCUUGACUCCACCCUUAGGGGUUCCGUAGCUGCCUAUUCUUGUCAGGACAACUACACUCUGGAGGGCGUGGCCCUGCUAGUGUGCAUGGAUAAUGGGGAGUGGUCAGAGGAGGAGCCUCUCUGUGAAGACACUGAUGAGUGUACCCUGGGGCACGACUGUGACCAGGUGUGUACCAAUACUGAGGGGGGCUACGAGUGCAGCUGUGCUGUCGGGUACAGGCUGUCCGGGUUCUCACGCUGCGAAGACAUUGACGAGUGUUUGUCCAACAAGGGAGGGUGUGCUCAACUCUGUGUGAAUAACCAGGGCUCCCGGGAUUGUGACUGUCUCCAAGGAUUUGCACUAGACCAAGACAAUGUCAACUGUAGUGAUAUUGAUGAGUGCUUCUUGUCGAAGGACAACUGUCACAGCAAUGCCUCCUGUACCAACACACUGGGAGAGUUCAGCUGCUCCUGUCAGCAGGGCUUCCAGGGAGAUGGUCGAACUUGUAUAGAUAUUGAUGAGUGUGCUCUCGGAAAUGACAGCUGUUCACAAUUUGCCACAUGUUCCAAUACCGAGGGUAACUACACCUGCUCCUGUUUGGAUGGGUUUACUGGAGAUGGACAAGAUUGUCAGAAUAUAGAUGAGUGUAUGGAGGGUGGUGUGAGCUGUGCCCAGAAUGGAGUGUGCACGGACAAUGAGGGCAGCUAUGACUGCUCUUGUGCACAGGGGUUCAUCGGGGACGGUACCAUCAACUGCACUGAUAUUGACGAGUGUGAUAGUAGCCUUGACAAUUGUCAUGACUUUGCCAUCUGCUCAAACACAAUUGGCAGCUUCUCUUGCUCAUGUGACGAAGGCUUCGCUGGGAAUGGCAUCAGCUGUAAUACUGUAGAUUGUGGUUCAUUGAGUAAUCCGACCAAUGGCAUGGUGAGCCUUGACUCCAUCCUUAGGGGUUCCGAAGCUGCCUAUUCUUGUCAGGACAACUACACUCUGGUGGGCGUGGCACUGCGAGUGUGCAUGGACAAUCGGGAGUGGUCAGAGGAGGAGCCUCUCUGUGAAGACACUGAUGAGUGUGCCCUGGGGCAAGACAACGACUGUGACCAGGUGUGUAUCAACACUGAGGGGGGCUACGAGUGCAGCUGUGUUGUCGGAUAUAGGCUGUCCGGGUUCUCACGCUGCAAAGAUAUUGAUGAGUGUGCUCUCGGUGACAGGUGUUCACAAUUUGCCACAUGUUCCAAUACUGAGGGUAACUACACCUGCUCCUGUUUGGAUGGGUUUACUGGAGAUGGACAAGAUUGUCAGAAUAUAGAUGAGUGUAUGGAGGGUGGUGUGAGCUGUGCCCAAAAUGGAGUGUGCACGGACAAUGAGGGCAGCUAUGACUGCUCUUGUGCACAGGGGUUCAUCGGGGACGGUACCAUCAACUGCACUGAUAUUGACGAGUGUGAUAGUAGCCUUGACAAUAAUUGUCAUGACUCUGCCAUCUGCUCAAACACAAUUGGCAGCUUCUCUUGCUCAUGUGACGAAGGCUUCGCUGGGAAUGGCAUCAGCUGUAAUAAUAUCAACGAGUGCGAGGUAGGGAUGCAUGGUUGCCAUGCCAAUGCCGAGUGUAUGGAUACUGAUGGUAGCUUCACCUGUUCAUGUAGAGAAGGGUUCACUGGAGAUGGAAUCAACUGUACAGAUCAGUGUCAAGCCAUAUUCCAGGUAGUGUUAGGAGGAGUGGUGGAUUGUAGCACUUGGAGGCUUGAUGAUACUAAUCCCAAGCUAAACGACACCGCCAUGCAAGUAGCCACAGAGAUACAACAAUCUUGUACGGACUGUUCGCUCGGAGUGACCCAAAUCACAAAUGGAGAGUUCAACUGUUUGACGGAAGACACACCUGAUCAAGUUACCUAUCGUGCUAAGCUCCAUGGCAACACAGACUCGGAUUGUGACGAUCUGAUCGAAGAUAUUGAAUCAUGGGUCCAAGGCGCUCAAGCGUCCAUUUCUGUGCAGGGUAAUAGGCUGAGGAUAGCUGCAAACUGUGAGAUUGGCGUGGAUACGUUUACCUCUCCUCUUGAAUGUGUAUCGGAGACGACAAUGAGCGUGACAACUCUUCGUCUGGGUGCAUCCGAGGGUAUAUCCAUACCGCUAGUAGCUGGGGCUGCAGCUGGAGGUGUGGUACUGAUGAUAGUGGUGCUUGUUGUGGUGAUUGUCGUGGUGUCUUUGCUGUCUGCAUCAAGGAGAAAGAGAAAGAGUGUUGAGAUACCCACCCGUUUCGUGGACAACCCUACAGCCAAUGAUUACACCAACUUCACCCCACACCCUUUCGGGGAGGUCCACAACCCCGUCUCCCCCAGCAACUCAAAUGUCCACCGCCCACUCAUUCCACAAACAUCCCUUUCAAAUUUCGGACAGAAUAAUGACCUACGAAAAUCUUCAUUCAACCCUCAGGGCGAUGUCGUUCCAAUGCUGGGUCGCUCGUACAGCACACUGUCUCGAGACCGAAACAAGAUAAAGCCAGUCUGUGCUGAACCUCAGGAGGAACAAAUGCAGGAAGAUUUGUACGACAGUGUGUACGACGGCAGUAAUGUAACCAUGACGACCAACGUCGCUGAUGUAGGGCCCGAGGUGGAGGAAAUGUACGAUACAAGCAUAGGAAUCAAAGCAGAUGAGAUUUAUGAUGCAGUGGCCGAGGAUGAGCCAGAAGAUACUUUUAAUGACUCUUUCGAAAGUUCAGGUGACGAAUCAAUCUACGAUAAAGCUGAUCUUGGACUGGACAUUAACUUUUAGUUCCCAUUAUAUAUUACCCUCACAUUCCAUUAAUUAUAGAAUUUAUUUUUCACACAUCAAUCUUCUUUUGUAGAGAAAUUCACUGGAAAAAUUGGUGGAUGUUAUAAUUGGGCAAUUUGGCGGAUUAUAAUUUUUUUAUAUCGAAGAGCGCUAAAU
Molecule: messenger RNA, 6674 nt
Organism: Halichondria panicea
Lineage: Eukaryota; Metazoa; Porifera; Demospongiae; Suberitida; Halichondriidae
Product: sushi, von Willebrand factor type A, EGF and pentraxin domain-containing protein 1-like
Exons: 37
Coding region: 132-6518 (2128 amino acids)
Biological process (GO): cell communication
Cellular component (GO): membrane
Molecular function (GO): calcium ion binding
Source: RefSeq, a predicted model, not a curated record